GUUUCCCUCCCGCUGUGAUCGAUGCAGGGAAGGGGAUGAGCGCUGAGAGCAGGCGGGCCUGGAUCGAAUCGAAGAGUCUCAUUCUCAAACAGACUUACUGCGAGAUGCCCAAUUACGACAUCCUAAUCCCCGUUCUGCUAAAAGAAGGCAUCGACGAGCUACCCAAUCACUGCAAACUCACUCCAGGUGUGCCUCUGAGACCCAUGUUGGCUCACCCCACCAAGGGUGUCGGCGAGGUGAUGAAGAGGUUUGACGAGGCCGCGUUUACCUGCGAGUACAAAUACGACGGAGAGCGCGCUCAG
Notothenia coriiceps (black rockcod) is the source of this 302-nucleotide messenger RNA. RefSeq names its product DNA ligase 1-like. NCBI's taxonomy places the organism in Eukaryota, Metazoa, Chordata, Actinopteri, Perciformes, Nototheniidae. Gene Ontology annotation, cellular component: mitochondrion; nucleus. Gene Ontology annotation, biological process: DNA recombination; lagging strand elongation; DNA repair. Gene Ontology annotation, molecular function: ATP binding; DNA binding; DNA ligase (ATP) activity. The annotation marks the transcript as partial. The transcript is spliced from 3 exons. The record is from RefSeq and is a predicted model, not a curated record.